Molecule: messenger RNA, 3563 nt
Organism: Pungitius pungitius (ninespine stickleback)
Lineage: Eukaryota; Metazoa; Chordata; Actinopteri; Perciformes; Gasterosteidae
Gene: dars2
Product: aspartyl-tRNA synthetase 2, mitochondrial
Exons: 17
Coding region: 1212-3215 (667 amino acids)
Biological process (GO): aspartyl-tRNA aminoacylation
Cellular component (GO): cytoplasm
Molecular function (GO): aspartate-tRNA ligase activity; ATP binding; nucleic acid binding
Source: RefSeq, a predicted model, not a curated record
ACCCCCAGCGGGCUCCACCACUCCUCCACACCUCGCUCCACCCUCCUGUGGGUUCACACAGAGCGCAGCAGCGCCGCCAUCUGGACCGGAGGGUACUGACCGUUUGCAGCUUUCUUGUUACUUCUUCUGAGUUUGUAUCUCUAUGUGGAAAUGCACUUAUUGUAAGUCACUUUGGAUAAAAGCGUCGGCUAAAUAUGAUAUAAUGUAAUGUAAUGGAAGCAGGCUUGUCCGGAGAAGAAAAGGUGAAGCAUCCUGAAACCAGUCAUGUGUGGGGUUGCUUCUCAGACAAAAGGAGUGGGCUCACUCACAAUUUUGCCUAAGAACACCGCCAUGAAUAAAGAACGUCCUCCGAAAGCAACUUCUCCCAACCAUCCAAGAACAGUUUGAUGACAAACAUUGCCUUUUCAUACAUGAUGGAGCACCUUGCCAUAAGGCAAAAGUGAUAACUAAGUGGCUCGGGGAACAAAAACAUCAACAUUUUGGGUCCAUGGCCAGAAAACUCCCCAGACCUUAAUCCCAUUGAGAACUUGUGGCCAUCCUCAACAGGCAGGUGGACAAACAAAAACUCCAAGCAUUGAUUAUGCAGGAAUGGGCUGCCAUCAGUCAGGAUGUGGCCCAGAAGUUAAUUGACAGCAUCCCAGGGCGAAUUGCAGAGGUCUUGAAAAAGACACUGCAAAUACUGACUUUUUGCAUAAACUCUAUGUCAUUGUCAAUUAAAUCUUUUGACACGUAUUACAUGCUUGUAAUUACACCUCCAUAGUAACAUCUUACAAAAAGAUCUAAGAACACUGAAGCAACACACUUUGUGAAAACCAAUACAUGUGUCAUUCUUUAAACUUAGGUUUAAGUAUAUAAAUAUAAUACAGCACUGUCAUUGCAGUCCACCCUCCGUUUCAGAAGGUGGCGGUAAUGCGCACCAGAAAGGUGCUUGGCAACCGCCAAAAAAAAAGGAGGAAGAAGAAAGUGUCGAUUACGACGUAACAUCCGUUUGCACAUCCUUGGCUUCUAAGCCAAAACGAGCAAAAUGCUGCCGCACGCGGAAUACUUCUUCUCAUCCAACCCGGUCAGUGGAGUCCGGUUCUCGGUGUUGGUCCUACAAGCAGCUCUCUCUGACGUGUUCCUCGCUCCAAACGGCACGACACGCGCUGACGUAACAUCCGGUUGACUCUGACAGCUUUAGUCAAACUCCUCCGCUUCGGUCCUCGGUCAACAUGGCUGCAAAGAGCAGGUACGCGCUUCGGAGGGUGUUCAGCGGACUCCGAGCUCACAGUGUUUAUUACCAGGACCCAGCCGCGUCCCCGCGUCAAGGACGCCUUCUGUGGACCCCCCAAAUGAGACACCUGAGCGGCUGCCACCCGCUCCUCACGUCAAGGUCCCCGGCCACAGGUCCCAGCAGUCUGUCUUUCAGGAGUCACACCUGUGGAGAACUGAGAUCGGACCACGUGGGAGAGGAGGUCUCUCUGUGUGGCUGGGUCCAGUACCUCAGGCAGGACCUGUUUGUCAUCCUGAGAGAUUUCAGCGGAUCAGCCCAGGUUUUGAUCCCUCAGGAGGAAUCUGCGGGCCGUUUGAAAGCAGCGCUGUGCGAUCUCCCAGCCGAGUCCGUCGUCAAGGUUACGGGAACGGUCAGAAGACGACCCACGGGCCAGGAGAACAAGGAGAUGCCAACAGGAGACGUAGAGAUCCUGGCUGAUAGUGUGGAGGUUUUCAAUAAGAGCCAGAAGCUGCCUUUUGAGAUCAAAGACUUUGUCAAAAAAUCGGAGUCGUUGCGGAUGCAGUAUCGCUACCUGGACCUGAGGUCCUCUCGGAUGCAGAAGAACCUCAGGCUGAGGUCUCAGCUGGUGAUGAAGAUGAGAGAGUACCUCUGUAAUGUGCACGGUUUUGUCGACGUGGAAACUCCUACCCUGUUUAAAAGGACACCGGGGGGAGCCAAAGAGUUUGUGGUUCCGUCCAGAGAAGCGGGCCGCUUUUACUCGCUGCCCCAGAGCCCCCAGCAAUUCAAGCAGCUUCUGAUGGUGGGGGGGGUGGACAGGUACUUCCAGAUGGCUCGGUGCUACCGGGAUGAAGGCUCCAAACCGGACCGGCAGCCAGAGUUCACCCAGGUAGACAUAGAAAUGUCUUUUGUGGACCAGGCUGGCAUCCUGUCCCUGGUGGAGGGUCUCGUGCAGUACUCCUGGCCCGCAGAGAAAGGUGCCGUUACGGCUCCUUUCCCGACUAUGACGUAUGAAGAGGCCAUGAGGGACUACGGCGUGGACAAGCCCGACACCAGGUUCAGCAUGAAGCUGAUUGACCUCUGUCAGGUUUUCCUGUCCACGGAAAUUGACGUCCUCAGAUCAGCUCUCAGCCAACCGGGAGGCUCCGUCCAGGCCGUCUGUGUCCCCGGCGGAGCGAAGCUGUUUGCUGGGAAGGAUUUGGAAGAACUGAAACAAACUGCCAAGACUCAGUUUGGCCAGGAGCUCAGCGUGGUGCUGGUCAAGGCGGACGGGACGUUGAGGUCCCCCCUGAAGAAGCUGUUGUCUGUCUCUGCCACAGACGAGCUGCUGCAGAGGACCGGAGCCAAAGCAGGAGACCUGCUGCUGAUGGCAGCCGGGUCCCUCCACGCUGUGCGCCCGUUGCUGGGUAACCUGCGUCUGCGCUGUGCGGAGCUCCUGGAGUCACGCGGCGCGUCGGUCCGCGACCCCUCGGCUUUCCACUUCCUGUGGGUUUUGGACUUCCCCCUCUUCUUGCCCAAAGCAGAGGCGCCGGAUCAGCUGGAGUCGGCCCAUCAUCCCUUUACUGCCCCGGUGCCCGAGGACGCAGAGCUACUCUACACACAGCCUCAGAAGGUGCGUGGUCAGCACUACGACCUGGUGUUGAACGGCUGUGAGAUAGGAGGAGGCUCCAUCCGUAUCCACAAGGCCUCAGAGCAGCUUCACGUUCUCAAGAGCGUCCUCAAUGAGGACCCCGGCCUCCUCUCUCACCUGCUGGAGGCUCUGGACUCCGGAGCCCCGCCACAUGGGGGCAUUGCUCUGGGUUUGGACCGACUGGUCUCCAUCCUGGUCGGCGCUCCCAGCAUCCGCGACGUCAUCGCCUUCCCCAAGUCGUUCCGGGGUCACGACCUCAUGAGCUGUGCCCCGGACUUUGUGUCUGAGGAGGAGCUCAAGUCUUACCACAUCGCUGUCAAAUGGCCGGUGGACAAGGAGCAGGAGGAGAGGGGAAUUGAAGAUGCAAAGAAGUGACAUCAGGGGAAGGGGUGAUGCCUGCUUAGGGCUUUGCAUCGGACACGAAGGAGACGAGAGAAGGAGACGAGAGAAGGAGAUGACCAGCUGUUACGCCUCUGCCAUCCGGCCAGGAGACGGGAGGAGAAGGAUGAUGUGACUGCAUGUCACAGCAUCAGUGACAUGUCAGUACCGUCACUAUCAAAUGGAAGAGUAAAAAGGAUGAGCAGACCAUGUGGGACAUUACGUAGUUGCUGGUCUCUUGAGGGCAGACUGACCUGUUGGUUUAUGAAUACUGCACCGUGUUGUGUUGCUCAGACCAUCGCUAACUAUAACCAGUCUUUAUCAACAAAGUUUUCUAUGAACUUC